Molecule: messenger RNA, 4376 nt
Organism: Cyphomyrmex costatus
Lineage: Eukaryota; Metazoa; Arthropoda; Insecta; Hymenoptera; Formicidae
Exons: 18
Molecular function (GO): CoA-ligase activity
Source: RefSeq, a predicted model, not a curated record
UAUAAAUAAUCUAUAUAUAUAUAUAUAUAUAUAUAUAUAUGCAAUGAGUAGUUAGUAAAUGCUUACAGUUUACUUUUAACAACGUUCACGAACGCUUCGUUACUCAUUUCUCUGCUAAAUGUUCAUCGAGUAGUGGAAAACUCUUCGGUCUUCCAGUCACGGAAUCUUCUUCGUUGUAAUUAACGUUAUCAAUUUUUCUUCAAAUUUUAACAUUUUUUCUCUACACCGCAUAUUUCAACAGUUUGUAUAAUCAAAGCGAGAAUCAAAGAGUGACAUUAUUGGAACGCAUUUGGAAUCUUAUAUUUACGAUGGAAGAUUCAAAUAUUUCUAACAAAACUGAACAUAAUCCAAAGAAUUUUACUGUAGAAAAUGGCAUUUACGAGGGACCAAUAAAUCAUAACUUGAAUAAAUACAAGAGUCUCGGAGAAAUGGUAUGGAUCAGGAUUAAAAAUCACGGGAACAAAAUUGCAUAUUUGGACGCAUGCACUGAAGAAACGAUCACAUACACGGAACUGCAAGAUAAAGUUGUGAGAUGCGCCUUGUGGCUGCAAAAACAAGGAAUCAAAUCCGAUGACGUUAUUAGUGUAUGUACUGGCAAUCAUCUCAAUUCCAUCGUGCCUUGCCUUUCGGCAACUUAUAUCAAGGCAAUCUUCAAUCCGUGGAAUGAGAACAUGGACCUGCAAUGUGCGCUGCACGUUUUAAGAUUAACCACGCCAAAAGUGAUCUUCUGCAGUGAAAAGUCCGUAGAUGUUGUCUUGAGUGCGAUAAAAAAGGAUAAUUGCAAUCCUACGAUAGUAAUUUUUGGCAAGCAUGUCGAUGCGAUUUCGUUUUUUGAUAUUCUGAGAAAUUUCACUGAUGUAGAAGUAGCAAAUUUCCGUUACGUUGAGCUUGAAGAUAUCAAAAAGACGGCGUGCAUUUUGCAUUCGUCGGGCACUACGGGGAUGCCGAAAGGCGUUGAACUGUCUAAUUAUGCACUAUUAGUCGUCAUUCAGCAAAGUACUUUGGAUAUGGCUAACACGCCAUCACUUUGGUUUUCUUCUCUUUAUUGGCUGAGUGGGACAGCGAUGAAUCUGAAUAUGAUCGUGCAAGGUGGUUUAGCGAUCCUCUAUCCAGAUUUUAACGAGGAGAUGACUUGUCGAUUGAUCGAGAAAUACAAAGUAGCAUUUAUUUUUCUUAGCACAAGCAUGAUUAAUCGGUUUCUGAAAGCAGGUUACGUAAAAAAAUAUUCUUUAUUGUCUUUAAAAGUUAUAAUGAGCAGUGGUGCAAUUAUUAAGCCGCAGAUGCAGAAAGAACUGAGAUGUAUUUUACCACAUGUUGAUAUAUUACAAGGUUAUGGAAUGACAGAAACCUGCAGUUUUACAGCAUAUCAACUACCGAGUCACAAGAACGGAUCCUGCGGUACAGUAGCCGAGAAUGUACGAAUGAAAAUUGUAGAUCCUGAAAGCGGGAAAAUUCUUGGUCCGAACCAAUCAGGAGAAAUAUGGGUUAAAUCUGCAACCAUAAUGAAUGGUUAUUAUAGAAAUCCUGAGGCAACGAAAAGUACGAUAGAUGGUGAAGGAUGGUUGCACACGGGUGAUAUCGGUUAUGUAGAUGAGGAUGGAGAAUUGUUCAUUAUUGACAGAAUAAAAGAACUCAUAAAGUAUAGAGGAUAUCAGAUCUCUCCCGGAGAAAUUGAAAGUACGUUAAUGUCACAUCCAGCGGUGCUAGAAGUUGCAGUAAUAGGAGUGCCUCAUGCAUUAGACGAUGAACAUCCUCUUGCUUAUAUUACCAAAAGGUUUGGUGCCGAGUUGGAUGCUCGCACUGAAGAAACGGUUACAUAUGCAGAAUUACAAAACAAAGCUGUGAGAUGCGCCUUAUGGCUACAAAAACAAGGAAUUAAAUCUGGCGACAUUAUUAGUAUGUGCACAGGCAAUCAUCUUAAUUCCAUCGUUCCUUGCCUUUCGGCAAUUUAUAUUAACGCAAUUUUCAAUCCAUGGAAUGAAAACAUGGACUUGCAAACCACAUUAUACUUUUUGCAACUGAUGACGCCAAAGAUGAUCUUCUGUAGCGAGAAAUCUGUAAAUAUCGUUUUGAGCGCAAUAAAGCAGCAGAAUUGCAAUACUACGGUAGUGGUUUUUGGUAAGCAUGUCAAUGCGAUUUCAUUCUCUGAUAUCCUGAAAAGUUGCAACGAUAUGGAAGUGGCUAAUUUCCGUUACGUCGAGCUUGAUGACAUUAAAAAGACAGCGUGUAUCAUGCAUUCGUCGGGCACUACGGGGAUGCCAAAGGGUGUCGAAUUGUCUAAUUAUGCUAUGUUACAUAUCAGCCAGGAAUAUAAUAUGAACAUGACCAACGUGCCAUCACUUUGGUUCUCUACUCUUUAUUGGAUCACUGGAGUAAUAAUGACCUUCACCGGAAUCAUGCAAAGCACCAAAGCGAUCAUCUAUCCAGAAUUUAACGAGGAGAUGGUUUGCCAAUUAAUCGAAAAAUAUAAAAUAGAAGUUGUGUUCCUUAGUACGAAUAUGAUGAACCGUUUACAUCGAUCAGGUUACGUACAGAAAUAUCGACUAUCAUCUUUGAAACUAAUAACGUUCGGUGGUGCAUCAAUUAGACCAAAAGUGCAGGAAGAAAUGAGGCGUUUUUUACCACAUGUUCAAAUAUUGCAAUGUUACGGGAUGACAGAAGUCGGUUGUAUUAUAACAAUGCAACUACCGAAUCAUAAAAAUGGGUCUUGCGGAGCAAUAGUUAAAAGUGGACAAAUGAAAAUCGUUAAUCCAGAAACCGGAAAAGUACUUAACCCAAAUCAGUCAGGAGAAAUAUGGGUAAAAUUUAUAAGUAUAAUGACUGGUUAUUAUAAAAAUCCCGAAGCGACAGAAAGAACAAUUGAUAAAGAAGGUAAAUAGAUUCCUUUUUUGGACGCACUUACUGAAGAAACAAUCACAUACGCGGAGCUACAAGAUAAAGCCAUUAGAUGCGCUUUAUGGUUGCAAAAACAAGGAAUCAAAUCUGGCGACGUUAUUAGUAUAAGCACUGGUAAUCAUCUUAACACUUUUGUGCCCUGUAUUUCGAUAGCUUAUAUCAAUGCGAUCAUCAAUCCGUGGUACGAGAACAUGAACUUACAAAACGCACUGUAUUUUUUACAACUAAUGACGCCGAAGGUAAUCUUCUGUAGCGAGAAAUCUGCAAAUGUCAUUUUAAACGCAAUAAAGAAGCAGAAUUGUUGCAGUCCCAUAGUAGUAGUUUUCGGCAAGCAUGUCGAUACGAUUUCAUUUUCUGAUAUCCUGAAAAAUUGUAACAGUGCGGAAAUAACAAAUUUUCAUUACAUCGAGCUUGAUGACAUCAAGAAAACAGGGUGCAUUUUGCAUUCUUCGGGCACUACGGGGAUGCCAAAGGGUGUCGAACUGUCUAACUACGCUAUGUUACAUUUAAUGCAACAAAAUUGGAUAAAUAUAACCAACGUGCCAUCACUUUGGUUCUCUUCUCUUUAUUGGUUGAGUGGAAUAAUGCUGAACCUCAAUGGAAUUCUACAAAGCACCAAAGCAAUUAUCUAUCCAGAAUUUGACGAGGAGAUGACUUACUGCUUAAUCGAGAAAUACAAAAUACAAGCUGUUUUCCUUGGCACAAAUUUGUUGAAUCGAUUUCUCAGAUCCGGAUACGUACAAAAAUAUCCAUUAUCAUCUUUGAAAGUUAUAAAGUGCGGUGGUACAUUAAUUACAACAAAAGUGCAGGAAGAAUUAAGGCAUAUUUUGCCACAUGUUCAAAUAUUGCAAUGUUACGGAAUGACGGAAACCGGUGGUGUUAUAACAAUACAAGAACAACAUCAUAAGAAUGGAUCCUGCGGUACAGUAGCCGAGAAUGUACGAAUGAAAAUUGUCGAUUCAGAAAGCGGAAAAGUACUUGGUCUGAAUCAAUCAGGAGAAAUAUGGAUAAAAAUUCCAAGCAUAAUGAAUGGUUAUUACAGAAAUUCCGAGGCGACGAAAAAUACUAUUGAUAAUGAAGGAUGGCUGCAUUCGGGUGAUGUCGGUUAUAUAGACGAAGACGGAGAAUUGUUUAUUAUUGAUAGAAUAAAGGAACUUAUAAAAUAUAGAGGAUAUCACAUCUCUCCCGGAGAAAUCGAAAAUAUGUUAAUGUCACAUCCAGCAGUGCUAGAAGCUGCAAUAGUAGGAGUACCUCAUACAUUAGACGAUGAACACCCUCUUGCUUAUGUUACCAAAAAGCCUGGCGUUAAGGUAACGGAACAAGAAUUAAUAGACUUCGUAGCGAUAAACUUGGAGGAUCGAUGCAAACUACGUGCAGGCGUAAUAUUUUUGGACAGUCUUCCAUAUACGGGUUCAGGGAAAAUUUCAAGAAAAGAUUUGAAAGCAAUGGCAAAGAAAUUGAUACAGUAAAAUGACUUAUUA